AUAGGAGAAGGGAGGCAGGGGAGCCAUGCAUGAGGUGUCAGCUCUCUCUUCCCCUCUAAGUGGGUUCUAGGUUGUAGGGUCUUGCACCUUAAACACCUUUCUGCUGAGCCAUCUCAUCGGCCCGUUCAAACAGUCUUAAAGAUAGAAACUUAAGUCUAUGCUGAAGCUUCUUACCAUGUGUUUGUCAAAAGCAAAUAUCAGAAGCUUUUUUUCUUUCUGAGACGGGGUUUCCAUAUGUGGCUCUUGCUGUCCUAGAACUCACCUUGCAGACCAGGCUGGCCUCAAGUUUCCUAUGUGGUCAGCGAUGGCCUUGAACAUCUGGUCGUCAUGCCUCUUCCUCCCAAGAGCUAAGAUUGCAGGCCUUUACACUUGAUUUAUACAGACUUAAAGAUCGAAACUAUGGUUCAGUCACUCUAAGCAAGUUCCACCAAUUGAACUACAUCCUCAGGCUCUAGUCAAUGGAUUUUUCCCGUUUGUCAAACUUGCAAUGUGUCUAUGUAUUCCUCUUUUUUAUUCAUACUGUUUUCUAUAGAGACUUACAGACUUGCUGCGAACAGCUCUGACCUCCAUACUCUUAGCUAGUAAGGGUUGCUCUGGCAGCAAGAUGAUUGUUACCUCAACAGCAACAGUCUCAUCGGAAUUAGAUUGUGGAAGGUUCUAGGUGAGAAUUCUGUCAUUUGCUGCCAGUGAUGGCUUUAGAAGAAGACACCCAUCCAACCCUACCCAAACUGGAGAAGAGCCCCGAAGAAGAGAGUACGCCCAAGCAUGCCAAUAAGCAUGAGGAUAUUCACCUGCCCCGGUUCUCACUGAAGCAGGGGAUGAUCCCGACACGUUACGUUAUGCCUUGGAAAGAAAACAUGAAAUUCAGGAGUGUGAAUCUGAAGCAAGCAGAAACCUGUGGGAUCUAUGCUGGCCCCUUGGAAGACUCUCUGUUCUGGGGUUACAGUGAGAGGCUCUGUCAUGGGGAAGAUCGGAAGAUCGUCCUGAAGAAGGGCCCGCCGGAGAUAAAGAUUGCCGACAUGCCUUUACAUUCGCCUCUCUCCAAGUACCAGAGCACAGUGAUCUCGCACGGCUUCAGGAGGCGGCUGAUCUGA
Meriones unguiculatus (Mongolian gerbil) is the source of this 1094-nucleotide messenger RNA. It is a transcript of the gene Spmip10, whose product is annotated as sperm microtubule inner protein 10. The transcript has 3 exons. Gene Ontology annotation, biological process: flagellated sperm motility. Lineage: Eukaryota; Metazoa; Chordata; Mammalia; Rodentia; Muridae. Bases 690 to 1094 code for a protein of 134 amino acids. The record is from RefSeq and is a predicted model, not a curated record.